Lottia gigantea (owl limpet) is the source of this 771-nucleotide messenger RNA. RefSeq lists its product as hypothetical. Gene Ontology annotation, molecular function: serine hydrolase activity. The transcript has a single exon. Lineage: Eukaryota; Metazoa; Mollusca; Gastropoda; Lottiidae. The record is from RefSeq and is a predicted model, not a curated record. The coding region runs from base 1 to 771 and encodes 256 amino acids.
AUGGAAACACAAUUCAAUGAAAGUUUUCAAGUUGAUAAUCUUGUAAUUAUAUUUCCCUGGUACGCAGCUAAACCUGAUCAAGUUGCCAAAUACCAAUCACUUUAUCAUGGCCGUGGUUUCGAUACGUUAGUGAUAUAUGGAGGACUUGUGUCAUUCUUGUGGCCGCAGAAAGCAUCCGAGUUUGUUAAAUCAGUGAACAAUUUGUUGGAAACACGAUUUGAUAACUACAAACAUUUUAUCCUUCAUGCAUUUUCGAUUGGUGCCUUUUAUUUAACUGUUUAUAUUUACACUUCUUUUGAAAAGGAAAAUGUCUCGAGUAGUAUUAAGAAAAAGACACUAGGUGUGUUCUGGGAUAGUAUAACCAUUGGAGAGUUGUCGAACUUGAUAACGGGUAUUGCAACCGGUGCUGGAUUAACAGGAAAUUUUGCUAAAAUUGCGUUCAAAUCGAGUUUUCUAUUAUAUUAUUAUCUGUUUAACAAUUGUACGGCGCGAAUUUACAAUAAGUAUUUCAGAUUACUUGCCAAGAACCCAUGGAUUGUACCAACUUUUGUUGUUGCCAGUAAAGACGACCCGAUGAGUGAUUAUAAGGCUUUAAGUGAAUUGUUGAAUACUUGGACGAAUAAACUACCGAUUUUAAAAUAUAAAAUAUGGGAUCAUUCGAAACAUGCUGGCCAUUUGAAAUAUCAUUAUUCUGAAUAUGUAGAGAUAUUAGACUCAUUUUUAUCUGUUCUUAAAAAUAGAUAUCCUUCAAAGAUAAUGUCAAAGUUAUAA